Molecule: messenger RNA, 540 nt
Organism: Nerophis lumbriciformis (worm pipefish)
Lineage: Eukaryota; Metazoa; Chordata; Actinopteri; Syngnathiformes; Syngnathidae
Source: RefSeq, a predicted model, not a curated record
AUGAAUGGCUUCAGUACCGAAGAGGACAGCCACGAUGGGCCGCCCGCGCCGCCCCUCUACGGCCAGAGUUGCUGCCUGAUCGAGGACGGCGAGCGCUGCGGCCGCUCCGCCGGCAACGCCUCCUUCAGCAAGCGGAUUCAGAAGAGCAUUUCGCAGAAGAAGCUCAAGCUGGACAUCGACAAGAGCGUGCGCCAUUUGUACAUCUGCGACUUCCACAAGAAUUUCAUUCAGAGCGUGCGCAACAAGAGAAAGAGGAAGACAAGUGAUGAUGGCGGCGAGUCCCCGGAUCAUGAUGUGGAGGUGCCAGAGGUGGACCUGUUCCAGUUGCAGGUGAACACAUUGCGACGCUACAAGCGACACUACAAACUGCAGACCAGGCCCGGCCUCAACAAAGCCCAGCUGGCCGAGACGGUGAGUCGUCAUUUCAGGAACAUUCCGGUGAACGAGAAGGAAACGCUGACCUACUUUAUUUACAUGGUGAAGAGCAGCAAAAGCCGCUUGGACCAGAAAGCCGACAGCAGCAGCAAACCCCUGGACUAA